GUGGUGCUAAUAACGCCAAGGUCGCGGGUUCGAUCCCCGUACGGGCCAGCGGUUCCCCUAUUUUCCUGCUGCUCCCAUUACCCCGACAUAGGGACGACCGUCCAACGCAGUGUGCGCGCUUUUUCCCCCCCACGCGUCACGCCGAUGUCGUUUAUCUUCCCAUAUCGUUGGCCGUCUGCCGCCCACUGGUGUCCCUCCCAGGUCGCGUGCUGGAAGCGCCUCCGCAGCUUUUUGCCCCCUCGAGGCCGCCGUCGGUACUGUGCGGCCCCGCCCCGGGGGCGCCAUUGGCCCGCGCGCCGCCGAUGCCCUGACUGCGCCCCGCGCCUCCGAGAGCCGCCCGGGGGGGCGCGAUGCGGCUGCCGCCCGCUGACGCCUGCCAAGAUGGCGGCUCCUGAGGAGGGGGGCAGCGAGGCGCCGCCGCGCCCUCCUCCCCCCGCUGAGGGGGAGCCCCCCGGAGCCGCCUGCGGGAGCGCCCUCGGCGCGGCGGCGGCGGAGGAAAGCGGCGGCUUCCCGCCCCCGGUGGAGCUGCGGGCGGUGCCGGAGGAGCCGGCUCGGAGCUUGGCCGCUCUGGAAGGCGGCUCCGUCCUCUACGUGCAGGCGGAGGGCGCGGGGCCGAGCGCGGAGGAGCGGCCGCACUCGCCGUCCCGGCACGCCGCCACGCCUCUGGCCCCCGCGGAGCUGCGGAGGGUGAUCGAGAGGGUGAGCAGGGCCUGGGAGCUGCGGGAACCGUCGCCGCCGCUCCAGGACGGCCGCCCCGAGCCCCCCCCGCCGCCGGCCGGCGUCGUGCAGAACGCGGCCCUGCAGCUGCGGAGCGUGGCCCAGCGCGUGGCCCUGCAGCGCGGCGCGGCCCUGGCGCCCGCCCGGCUCCUCCCGCGGCAGCAGCUGGAAGCCAUUUGUGUUCAAGUUCAGCCAGGACAGAUGAAGGAAACAGAAAGGCCAGUGCCAUCCUUGGCACCAAUCCAGUCCAAAACUGUAAUGCUGAGUCAGUCAGUUGGUAGAAAUUCUAGCGUGCCAGGACUUGGCAUUAUUAAUCCCCAGAUAAUUAAGAUACAGCCUGUUACAGGACCUGAGCAGCAGCAGCUUUUCCUGCAUAGUUCUUCUGAGUCUCCAGUUCAGUUGCUUAUGCAGAGACCUUCACCAUCUCAUGGAUCAGUGCCUGCGAACAAGGUUCCUACAAGUAAGGUGCUAAAUGGGCAGGAAACUGCACGUGCCACAGUAUCACCUGCGAGGUCUUCAAAUAUUGCCACGGUUGUAGCGAGCUCAACAAAUACCCUGAUACCAUGCCUUGAAAAAAAACAAAAAGAUGACAAGCUAAAAAAGUCUUUGAAAGUGAAAACUCGUUCUGGACGGAUUUCACGCCCUCCGAAGUACAAGGCUAAAGAUUAUAAAUUCAUUAAAAUGGAGGAUUUGGCUGAUGGUCAUCAGUCUGAUUCUGACGACUACUCUGAACUGAGUAUAGAAGACGAUGAGGAAGGAAAGGUGAAAGGAAAGGAUGCAUUGUUCAAUUCUUCAAAUUAUAAUCUGAAACCCAAAAUGUUUAAGUGUCAGACUUGUGAAAAAUCCUAUAUAGGAAAAGGAGGAUUAGCAAGACAUUAUAAACUUAACCCUGGUCAUGGACAGUUGGAGUCUGUACCUCAAAAAACACCCUUAAAUAAACCUAAUGGAAGUAUAGUUGUGGACAAUCUCUGUGGAAUAGGAGAGGAAAUUAAGAGUCCAGUGCAUUUGAAUUCAAUUGCCGUCACUUUAAAUAAUGAAAAUGCACUACCUACCAGCUUGGAAGAAACUGCUGGCUCACAGGUUGAACAGACUUGUAGGUCUGAAGAAAGCAGAAACCUGUUGGCAGAACAACAGAAUGAAAGUAGUUCAGGACACCGAGGGCCCAUAACAGCAAAAGGACCUGGAAGACCCAGACGACCAAAGAGACGCGGUCGACCAAGGAUGGGCGGAAGAUCCAGUUGUUCUGGAAGGCUUAGCAGACCUGGUCAGUCCCCUUCAAAGUCCCUUAGUAGUGUGUCAACAGAACACAAGGUAUUCAGAAGAAAAGCUAGGUUAAAAGAGCUAAUACAACAAUGUGAUAAUGAAGACUUGAUGGAGCUGGCUCUCCCACGUCUUACAGAGCUUGUUACAGUGUAUGAAUUUCUGUUGAUGAAGGUUGAAAAAGGUUGUCCAGCUAAAGCUUGCUUCCCAGAUGUGUAUAGAGAAUUUGAAGAGUUGCAUAAUAUGGUAAAGAAAAUGGCUUAUGAUUACCUCAGUAAUUCUGAUUUUCUGAGCUGCCAGCAGCCUGUUGAAAUAAAAGAUGCUAAGGUUGCUGAAUCACUAGGAAUUACAGAAAUAAUCACUGGCGAACAAAAGAUGCAAGGUGUAGACUCUUCACAGCCUAUAAUGAAAAUGGUUAGUGAGCACGUGCCUGUGGAGACACUGGGACAAAAACGGUUAGCUGAGAGCUCAGGGGAGGAACUGUUGCCAUCAGCCAAAAGGACCAAGUUAGAAGACGUAAUGGAGAAUGUGAAUAAUGCUUAUUCCAGUCAAGAUGAAGUGAAAGAAAAGAGUGGAAAUUUAUGUACACUCUUUGAAAAAGAUGGUCUUAAUCCAUUAAAUGGAGAAAUCCUGCUUUCAGAAGAUAGAAGUAUCACUUGCUGCACAACUGGAAGCAUGUUGCCUGCAGAGGAGGAACAUAAUUUACUUGUUGAUUCAGAAGUUAGAAUCGAUGCUGAAAAUUCAGGUACCUUCUCUCAGGCUGUAGAAAUGAGGAUAGAGUAUUCUCAACCUGUAGACAGACAGGGGCCAGGUAUUUCAGUGGACACAUCUCUGCUACAUACUGAAAUUGUAUUGCCUGUAGAAGCAGAUGGUUCACCAGAAUUAUCGGAAGCACACUUGGUGAGUCAAAACACAGCAGGUGGACUGUCAGCUCCCGAACUCUGCAAUUCUGUGUCAGAGCAUGCAGUGGGCGUUCAGAGCACCAGCUUGUCAAUGAGUGAGGAAAAGGGUCUCGAUCAAAAAUGUCAGACACCUCAAGAAGAAAACCAGAAUUUUGCUAUGAAAGGACAAUCUGAACAACUUCAUGAUGCUGGUAUGACUGAGAUGCAGGAAAUGGAAAAAGCUUAUUCAACACAUGUGCCAAUAAACUAUCCACACGGUGCUCAGGCUGAGUUGCACCAGAAUCCUAUGCAGGAAGCCUCCCUGUCUGCUGGUGUGAACCAUGACUGCGCUUAUAAUAAUGUGAGUCAAUUUCCCUGUGGGACAGAGGAACAACACGAGCUGGAGAAUACAGUUACUGUAGAUCAAACUGUAGCUUUUGAGAUUACUGAUGAGAGCCAUGACUUUUUGACUCAGGGACACGAACAGAUUUUUAUUCAGACUUCAGAUGGGCUUAUUUUGUCUCAUCCAGAUACUGCUGUUUUGUCUCAGGCAGAAGGUAUUGUUAUUGUAACUGAUUCUGAUGGUACUACAAUGCACAUUCGCACACCUGAUGGGAUACCUUUGGAAACUGUGGAAGCACUACUGGCAAUGGAAGCAGAUGGCCAAAGCGAAGAUGUUCUGCUCUCACAAAGUGAAUUGGAGCCAUAAAUUAGAAUACUACAAAGUCUUUCUUCUGGGAAAGACCGACUAUAUAAAAUGUAUAUUUUUCUAAUGUGAAUAGUGAGAUAAUUGAAAUUUAACUUAUUUGUAAACUGUUUCUAUGCCCUAUACUUUUUAUAACUUAUGUUUAUAAAAAUCUAAAACCACUGCAACCAAAAAUUCUAGAAUUAACAUUGUUCUCCUUGCUUUGUAUGUUGGGGGGGUGGGUAGAAAGUGGAAAUCUGUCAAUCCUAAAACUGUUGCACUAUUCCCUUUUGUUACACAAUUCCUUUUCUCUCUAGCCAUCUAAAAAUGCAGUAAGCUGUACUGCUUUUUGGCAGUGAUGUGCUGUGUACUGGCAAGCCUGUGUAUGGGUAAAAUAAAAGCUAUCUGAAAGUAUGCAUUUUCUGUGCUGCUGAGAUUACAAGAAAACUGCUGUAUUGCACUUUCUUAAAGCUAGGUUGAAUAUUCAUUAGUAUCUAGCCUUGGUGUGCACAACUCUGCCUGGAAAAAUGAGCGGUUUCAGAUACAAUCCGUGCUUGUGCACUCUGGGAACAAUGUGACAGCCUAACUGAUCUGUAUUUAAGUAACAGUAGGCUAAGCAUCCACUGAGUUAGAGACAAAAAUAGCCUCAAACAAGGAUUAAUUUGUACUGAACUACUGGAAAUGUAUUCAAGUAUUCUUGCUAAUGUUGUCCUAAUGUUCAGCUGUGCAUUGAACACUUGCUGUUACUUGGACAGAAAUGGGAAGGUGCAAAACUACUGAACUUCUAUAAUAGGAUACCAAAUUCUUUUUAACUUUUAGGGCUUGGUGGUUUCUUUUAUUUCUUAGAUUUAUAUUAUCUUUUCUUUUUCCUAGAUUUAUAUUAUUUUUUUUUCUCCAUACAAUGCAUCUCAUAAAUUCUAAGCUUUGGCCUUUCUAGUUAUUCUACACUGCUCUGUACUGUUUAAUCAUAAUAAAAACUUAGCCUUGACUGUAA
Molecule: messenger RNA, 4537 nt
Organism: Numida meleagris (helmeted guineafowl)
Lineage: Eukaryota; Metazoa; Chordata; Aves; Galliformes; Numididae
Gene: ZNF839
Product: zinc finger protein 839
Exons: 8
Coding region: 145-3567 (1140 amino acids)
Source: RefSeq, a predicted model, not a curated record